GUCGUCGCGAUCGUCGUCGCGCGAUCGCACCGACCGAUAAUUUUCAAAAAAUUUUCACUCGUUUCUGCGCGUUGUUACGCUCGUAUCUCGCUGCACACGGACAGGUAUACCCGCGGCUGUACAACGUGCUCGAAAAAGCUUUAUCGCCCCGAGAGUAAAAUCGUCAGUGUGCUUUCGCGCCCGCGUACAUUAUAAUAUAGUAUACAAGUGAGUGCAUGUGUGUGUGUGUGUGUGUGUGUGUCUGUGUGUUUUGCAGCAGCUGGCCCCCCGUCGAGGUGGAUCGAGUGCAUCGGUGUAUCGCUCUCGCGGCCGCAGCGAGUCUCGUAGCCGCCGCCGACGCGAGUAUUAAGACGCGCACCUCGCUCGCGCGCGGGGCAAUAUUUUUAGAAUAUUCGGAGGAAAUAUUUGUGGCUCCGGCGGAUCUCACUCUCGCUCUCUCUCUCUCUCUCUCUGGCCGCUAUCCUAUCUCCAUCUCUCUUUCUCGCGGCGCAGCUCCUAUCUAUCUCUCUCUCUAUCCCCUUCUCCUCGCUUUUUUGGUUGUCCCGCAGUAGUAACAGCAGCAGCUUGCAGAUUUUCGAUGCUACCGCUGCUGAUGCUGCUGCUGCUGAUCAUCAUCAUCAUCAUCAUCGCGCUCGAUCGUCUACACGAGACGCUGCCGCCGCCGCCUCGAGCUUUUUCUCCACUCUCCGAAUAUUUAUUUAUAAGUAUAAAUAUUUGCAUACGAGUGUGUUGUAAAGUCAGUGCGUGCAGCAGCAGCAGCCCAAGUUCAGUCGAUUUUUAGUUUACGCACACGCACACGCAUGAUAAUAUCGCAAUGUCCGAUCCAUAAAAGCUCUCUCUCUCUCUGCAAGCUCCACUUCGCGGCUCGAUGCUGCUGCUGCUGCUGCAAGCUCGUGCGUAUUAUGCCCGAGUAGUGUAGUACAGUGGCGAGCUAUAUAUGGGGGUAACGUGUGUGCUGUGCGUAGUAAACGCGUUAGUGCAUAAACAUACACUCAAGAAUUGACCGAGACGCGAUGAUAACGACGACGACGACGACGACGAUUUGUGAAACGAACGAUUACUCGGGCGCGUGAAAAAGAAGAGAGACGAGGAAAAAAAGCUCGUCGAGCGGAAUAAUAAUACAUUGAAAGCUCGCGUUGAUGGUGCCGAAGCGUCGAAAGAAGCGUCAAAAAAUUCGAGCCGAUGCAGCAGGCACGAAUCGGAGGAGCCAAGGCAUCGACGCCGUCGUCAUCGUCGGCCGCGGCUGCUGCUGCUGCCCGCGGACCACCGAUAAGUACCGGCAACAGCAAUGGCCCGAGCAACGAUGACGAACAGGUGGCCUUCUGGAGGCGCACCGGAGCCAUACCGCGAGUACCGGCGCAACCACCUGCCGUUCAGCAGCAGCAGCAGCAGCAGCCCAGACGCGGACUGUUCUCGAAAAUGUUCUCCGGGGGCGGUGGGGCUACGACCGCCGCUACCUCCAAUUCAUCCUCGUCGCCUUCUCCAGCGGCUUCGUCGAGGACGACCGCCUCCUCCUCGAGUCGAUUCGCCAGCACACUGGGCAGCUCGACGACGUCGCUGCUGCGCUCCAUAUCGCCGGCGUCGAGAUUACCACCACCAGCAGCAGCAGCAGCGACGGCGGCACAGCAGCAGCAGCAGCAGCAGCAACCCCCGCCACCAACGAGGGAGCCGACGCAAAGGGAUACACGCAGCGAGAGCAGAGAUCUGCCGACAGCAGCCAAGAGCUACGUUUACAAGACGAGGACGCCGGUGCCGGUGAAGCCGGAGGAUCUGCCGCCGAUCGGCGCCUCCGCGCAGGCCGCCCGCAGCUCCUACGUCUACAGGACCCGAGUGCCGAGGCGCGCCAUCGUCGACUCGCUGGCCCAUCAUCAGUCCUUCGACGAGACGGAUUACGCCUCCGGUGGUGGUGGUGGUAAUGGUGGUCCUGGUGGCGAGGGCGGCAAUCCCAUUACGCGGCGCAGGGGCGCGGUGAAGCAUCAGAAGGUCCACAUGGUCAGGAACCACAAGCUCGUGGCCAAGUUCUUUCGCCAGCCCACGUUCUGCGCCCUGUGCAAGGAAUUCCUAUGGGGCUUUGGAAAGCAGGGCUAUCAGUGUCAAUCCUGCCUGACCGCGGUCCACAAAAAGUGCCACAACAAGCUCCUGACCAAGUGCAACGGCGGCGGCCGAGAAUCGGAAAACACCAUUGUAAGAGAGCUGUGGAGCGGACAGGUCGACCGCCUAGAAGACCCGGGAUAAAGUCGCGGGGCAAAAAAAAAAAUGAAAAAAAUAACACACAGAG
Molecule: messenger RNA, 2278 nt
Organism: Trichogramma pretiosum
Lineage: Eukaryota; Metazoa; Arthropoda; Insecta; Hymenoptera; Trichogrammatidae
Exons: 5
Coding region: 1183-2235 (350 amino acids)
Biological process (GO): protein phosphorylation
Molecular function (GO): ATP binding; protein serine/threonine kinase activity
Source: RefSeq, a predicted model, not a curated record